Molecule: messenger RNA, 1298 nt
Organism: Ornithodoros turicata
Lineage: Eukaryota; Metazoa; Arthropoda; Arachnida; Ixodida; Argasidae
Product: oxytocin receptor-like
Exons: 2
Coding region: 20-1222 (400 amino acids)
Biological process (GO): cellular response to hormone stimulus; G protein-coupled receptor signaling pathway
Cellular component (GO): plasma membrane
Molecular function (GO): peptide binding; vasopressin receptor activity
Source: RefSeq, a predicted model, not a curated record
AGUCCCCCCUGCUCCAUUGAUGACCACCAACGCGACACCUUACGAACCGAUGCCUGUUGCCGGUUCCAACCGUGAUAACUUUCUCGCUCAAAUUGAAAUCGCCGUCUUGGCGCUCAUCUUCGGCUUCACCCUGAUCGGUAACUCCUGUGUCUUGCUCGCUCUUGCCGUGAGGCGCUUCAAGAUGACUCGCAUGUACUACUUCCUGCUUCACCUCUGCUUGGCAGACCUGAUCACCGGCUUCUUCACCGUCCUCCCUCAACUGGCUUGGGACGUCACCUACCGCUUCCAGGGUGGGAACUUGGCGUGCAAGUCCAUAAAGUACUUGCAGAUCCUGGGCCCGUACCUGUCGUCGUACGUACUGGUCGUGACGGCCGUCGACCGAUACCAGGCCAUCUGCUUCCCGUUGUCCAACUGUUCCUGGACUCCGACAAAGUCGAAACUGAUGAUCGCGUUUGCGUGGACGGUGUCAUCGCUUUGCUGCUUGCCUCAAGUGUUCAUCUUCAGCUACCAACAAGUUGAAGAGGAUGUCUUCGACUGCUGGGGGACAUAUAUCGAACCGUGGGGGGUCAGGGCCUACGUCACGUGGUACGGCGUUUCCGUAUUCUUCCUACCAUUGACUGUGUUGACCUUCACGUACGUGUGCAUCUGCCGUGCCAUUUGGCACAACCUGUACUUGAAGAAGCGAGGGUGCGAGGAGCAAGGAAGAUCGCCCAGGAGUCAUUCCGUGCGAGGACUGUCGCGCGCCAAGAUCAAGACAGUGAAAACUACUGUCAUUGUGAUAGCGUUCUAUGUAGUGUGUUCUUCGCCCUUUAUCUGCGUCCAGCUCCUCAUGUCUUGGACACCCAACGCUCACACGUCCAAUCUCUGGAGCAGUUCCGCAGUCACAAUCCUGAUGCUGCUCAACAGCCUCAACAGCUGCGUCAAUCCUUGGAUCUACUUGAGUUUCAAUCGGAAUCUGAUGAAUGCUCUCCGACAGUUGUGCUGCCCUCGAAAGGACGUCUUUUCAGACAUCACUCGUGAAGCCACUCGUGAUAACACUCAAGGCACGGACACGAGCAACGUCCACAGUCAGUCAUCACCCGUUCGAAGUGACGUCAAGAGAAUUGGACUUGGAGGCCUCAAGACGUCUCAUGAAACACCGAUGGAACUCUCUGUAGUGACAGUUGGAUGUGGCGCACAUUCCACGCAUCUCGGCCGGACAGUCAGGGGAGUCUUGUUCUGACUUUGUACAUAUGUUUGUGAACAGAUGUUUUUUGUAUCUUUCUGUGUCCCCAUGAUAAAGUGUUUUGAAGAAUCGA